Molecule: messenger RNA, 1780 nt
Organism: Cladocopium goreaui
Lineage: Eukaryota; Dinophyceae; Suessiales; Symbiodiniaceae
Source: the annotation of a GenBank genome assembly
UAGGCUGGCUGCUUCUCAGAGCCACACUUGCCACCGAGCCAUGAUUUUCGGAGAGCCUGGUGUCGAUCCGCGCAUCCGGCCCCUCUACCCAUUCCCAGAUGACUGCGACCUGCCAUGGCCGAGCACCUAUCACAGUUAUCAGCCCCACUUGGGCUUCAGGCGCUUGCCAUAUCGAGGCAUUCCCAGUCUCGAGCCAGAUCUCUGUCACUCCUGGGUGCCUGACGCAGAGCUACAUGCCUUUGCAUUUGUCGUUCCAGGCAAUGACCACACCUCUGUCGUGCCAGAGGAUUGGAACGGUUGGCUCCCUCCACAUCCAGAAGAGCAGCAACGUGCCGCCACAGCAAAUUCAAAGACCGGCAGGCCCAAAAAGAAACGAGCACCACAAGCAGCAAAGAUCAGCGAGGAGGUGGCAAGGAGAAUGCAGUCGCAGCUUCAGUCGGCAACCCGCGGUGUUUCAUUGCGGAAGAUUUUUGGAAAGUAUGACACAGAUCGCAAUGGCACUCUAACUUCGACUGAGUUGAAGAAGCUUAUCCGGAAGGAGUUGCGGAUUAGCACUGCUGUGAUCAGCGACGUCGAUGUUGAAAAUCUGGCAGCUGCACUAGAUGGUGACCGCACUGGCAACAUCUCCGUGGAAGAGCUCUUGUCCUUCAUUGAAAGAGGGAGCGCUACGUUCUUUUCAACAGCUCCAACGAAGGAAUCCUCCCCGGAUGAUGACACCAAGGAGGAAGUCCCAAAAUCUCGAGACAGUGACCGGGAUGAUGAUGACGACACGGAUGCGUCCGAGAAAAAGGCUCCAGUUGGUACAGUACAUCGCCCAUCGUCAAAGACGAUUUUGGCCAGCACAAGACAAAACAGAUUCAUUUUUCGUCCGUUGACUCCACCUCUGGGAGGUAGCCUCAUCACUCUGACUGCUACGCGGAAGACACUGCGGGCUCGCAAAGCGAGCAUGGUCGGAACAAGGGCAAAGGACCCCGAGGGAAAGACUGAGGCACACCCUCCAGCGGCUCUGGCAAGUUUCGAAGGUACACAGACACAUCCCCGUGAUCAGACUUGCACGCAAACGAGAAGUGUUCAGACAUCAAAUGGAUCAGACGAUAUAUGCGCAGAGUCGGUUUCAAGUUCCAACUUUAGUCUUCUCGAAAACUGCACAUGCAAGCCAAAGACACUGGUGAAGACUCAGCACUUGAAGAUCUGGCAGAACUUACUCAAUGUAUGGAAGUGAAACGAAACCAAGCCUGAGCAAAAUCAAAAAAACUGCCUGUCAUUUCCGGAUGAAUAGCUUACUUGCCAGGAUGAACCUGAAACUGGCGAGGCCAAAGCAGACCCAGCAGGCACAAGUAAUGCUGACUUUUCAUUGACUUUGCUCCAUGCAAUGUAUUAACUGUCAUGUGAGUCAUGUGUGUUUCUCAGGAAGUGCAUACUGGUUGCGACGCUCCCAGCUGCAAGGAAGACAGGGAAGUUGAUGCUUCUAGCGCGUAUUCGGAAAGUUGAUCAGACAGGCAAUCGAAGUAGACCAGGGCAGAAGGCCCGUGCCAAUGCAGAGCGGCAUGCUUUCAGCUCACGAAAAGAUUUUCAUAGAAAACUUCCGUUCAAUGCAAAGAUAUGCAAAGUUAGAGUCAGUGCACACUUGUUUGAGCCGAAUGAGAUUGAGGCGCGGUUCGCGGGCCAAAGGUAGACUCCAGCUGCCGCAACGGACUCGAGUUAAACGCCUGCCGUCAGUGAAGACUUCAAAUCCCUUAGCACGACCUGUCCAUAGAUAGUGCAAAAAGUUGUAUCAAAA